AUGUAAAUCCUUUUAUCAAAUUUAUGUCUGCACUGUCCUGAAAAUAUACACACGUUUGUGGCGCAUGUUGUCUGCUUUCCUGAAUUAAGUUAACAUAAAAAUUGCGACAAUUUAUCGCUGUUUGAAAAGGGAAAGGUUAAACCAAAUCAUCUGACAGCUAACCUCAGCUAAUGAUUACAAGUUUGAAGGAAGGCGAAGGAGACGAACUACAAUGACCAGCAGCGUGCUGUGUGGUCGAAGCAGGUUGGUCCUGUCUCAGGCCGCCGGCCGCCAUGCUUUGGUUUCUCUCCGGGUCGGCCGAACCAGAACCUUCUCUGCUGCGAGCUCAGACGAGCCUUACAUCGCUGUCUCGCCCACAGACUCAGGCCCAAGGACAGUAUGGCCGGAUGAGAGCAUGGGUCCAUUCGGACCUCAGGACCAGCGCUUCCAGUUACCGGGUAAUGUUGGCUUUGACUGCCACCUGGAAGGCACGGAGAACCAGAAAAGGGCUCCAGUCCACAUGGUGGUUCCUGAUGUACUCACUACUCCAAACAGCUCAGAGAGACACCAGUUCAUACUGGCCCAGUUCGUUAAUGAGUUCCACGGAAAGUUGGGUCCAAUAUCCACCAGAGUCCACAAAGCUGAGCAGUACUUUAGUCAGACAGACACAGACUGCUCCAUAAGUUCCUGCCCUGAGCUUUUAAAGAAAGAAUUGGAGCUGAUGUUCCCUUCAGCGCCCACUGCCUCCAUCACAGUCGUCACGGUAACACAGAGGAGCAACCGGUGGGAGGACGAAACUCCAGAGCAGGACAAGGACCUGCUGCAUCAUAAGUUUGUGAGCGGUGCAAAGGAGAUGUGUUUCGCUCUGUGGACGGCGGGGUACUGGGCCGACUUCAUCGACCCAACAACAGGAACAGCUUUCUUUGCAUCUCCGUCAAGUCAAACCGUGCUGCAGACAGAGGAGGAGCUGACACAUCUGGCACAUCUGGGUUUUCACAUCGAGGUGUCAGGCUCCUGCACCGUCAUUCGCCACAUCCUUAGAGGAACGCCUUUAUUUGUAGGGACCGUUUUCACCAAUGCACCCACCAACAGUGCUGCUAUCGCCAGACUACAAGGACUAUCAAAUGUAUUUGAUGAAGAGGAAUAGGCUUUUUAUAUUUAUAUAUAUUAUUCUAUAAGAGGAAAUCCGAACACAGUGGCUCUAAUUGUGGUUUGAAGAUGCUUGAUAUAUGGUUGGUUGGCUUGUAUCAGCCGAGUGUGAAGACUGUCAGAGGAGUUGACACCCAUUGACAAAUGCACAUCAAGUGUCAGGUUCCUGUUGCAAUGAAUCUGCAGAAAUUGUUAAUGUUAUAGAGGUUUAUAUGUAUUUAUGAAAAGGAAACACUUAAAGGUUCUAACUCACAGGGAAAAAAUGGGCAAAAAAACACAAGAUUUUAUCUGGAAUGAUAUCAGGUCACUUUUCAUAACCACAUGUACAGUCUUGAUUUUGUUUUUUCUUUUGAGUCUGUUGCACUGAAUGUAAAGAAAUAAACAGCAUUUCCGAUGAA
This is a messenger RNA of Melanotaenia boesemani (Boeseman's rainbowfish), 1526 nucleotides long. RefSeq names its product metabolism of cobalamin associated Da (gene mmadhca). Gene Ontology annotation, biological process: cobalamin metabolic process. Gene Ontology annotation, cellular component: mitochondrion. The coding region runs from base 212 to 1126 and encodes 304 amino acids. Lineage: Eukaryota; Metazoa; Chordata; Actinopteri; Atheriniformes; Melanotaeniidae. The record is from RefSeq and is a predicted model, not a curated record. The transcript has 8 exons.